GGGUGAUCCUGCAGACUCCCCCCCAGCCUGUGUUUGAGGGAGACACUCUGACUCUGAGGUGUUUUAUCAGCAAUGGUUAUAAAGCUACCAUGGUUGUCUUUUAUAAAGAUAAUAACCAGUUACAGUACAGGGUUGGCACAGAGCUGAGUGUGGAUCGUGUUUCAAAGAGUGACGAGGGGUCCUACAAGUGCAGAGCAUGGUGGUGGAACACCGCUUCCUGGGCUGAAUCUUCGAGUGACUCUGCAGAGGUGCGGGUGUCAGUGAGAGAACGACCCCAGGCUGUCCUGACCCAGGAGCCUGCAUGGACACAGAUAUACGAAUCAGAGACCGUGGCACUGAGAUGUCAGGUUCAGGGGGGUUACACUGACUGGAGAUUCACAUGGUACAAAGCUGGGAGGAAUGCUCCAGUAACCCAGGAUUACUACAGCAGUAUAGAUGGUGACAGAUUCACAAUUAGCUCUGCUACUGGAGACCACAGUGGGGAAUAUACCUGUAAAUGUGAAAGGACAGGUAUCCCAUCGUACUCUAAAACAAGCCAUGCUCUUACACUGAGAGUAUCAGGUAAGGCAUUUCAAACACUCUGAAUUCUAACAUUCUGAUCCUCUCCUCUAUUGUAGACUCCAGACGGGGCUCUCUGUCUCCCGACUGCCUUCCUACCUGAGUGCUGUCUGCCCUGCCCCCUCUCUUUCUCCCUGCAUUUGUACCACAAACACACUGAGAGAGUUCCUCUAUUUACACUGCUCCUCCACCCUUCUUUCCUUCUCAUCGGUGUCAGUGCUGUCUGCCCUGCCCCCUCUCUUUCUCCCUGCAUUUGUACCACAAACACACUGAGAGAGUUCCUCUAUUUACACUGCUCCUCCGUCCUUCUUUCCUUCUCAUCGGUGUCAGUGCUGUCUGCCCCUCCAUUCCAUUUCUGUCACCUUCACACACUGAGAGGAUUCCUCAAUCUACAUUGAACUGUUCCUGCCUUCUCAUCAGUGAGACUGAGUACCCCGUCUCUGUCUGCCUCUAUCCUUUCACAAACACACACUGGGAAGGUAUUCAUGUCCC
Molecule: messenger RNA, 1050 nt
Organism: Acipenser ruthenus (sterlet)
Lineage: Eukaryota; Metazoa; Chordata; Actinopteri; Acipenseriformes; Acipenseridae
Product: leucine-rich repeats and immunoglobulin-like domains protein 1
Exons: 2
Coding region: 90-584 (164 amino acids)
Biological process (GO): cell surface receptor signaling pathway
Molecular function (GO): transmembrane signaling receptor activity
Source: RefSeq, a predicted model, not a curated record